This is a messenger RNA of Oryza sativa Japonica Group (Japanese rice), 2312 nucleotides long. Its product is annotated as probable inactive purple acid phosphatase 2. Gene Ontology annotation, molecular function: acid phosphatase activity; metal ion binding. NCBI's taxonomy places the organism in Eukaryota, Viridiplantae, Streptophyta, Magnoliopsida, Poales, Poaceae. The record is from RefSeq and is a predicted model, not a curated record.
CCACCUCGUCAGUGACCUACUCUCCAUUAAUUACGCUAACUCCUCACGUCGUCUCGCCCGCAAAAUGCUUCUCUUCCUCCUCUUCCUCCUCGCCGCCGGCGAGGCCGCGGCGGCGGCGGCGGCCACCACGCUCACCGCGACGCCGGCGAAGCUCACCCAGUCCGACCGCGAGAUCACGAUCCGGUGGUCGGGCCUCCCGGACCCGGACGGCCUCGACUACGUCGGCAUCUACUCGCCGCCGACCUCCUCCGACCGCGACUUCCUCGGCUACCUCUUCCUCAACGGCUCGGCCACCUGGCGCACGGGCACCGGCGAGCUCACCCUCCCGCGCCUCCCCAACCUGCGCGCGCCCUACCAGUUCCGCCUCUUCCGCUGGCCCGCGAGGGAGUACUCCUACCACCACAUCGACCACGACGGGAACCCGCUCCCCCACGGCCGCCACCGCGUCGCCGCCUCCGGUGAGGUCGCCUUCGACUCCCCCUCCCGCCCCGACCAGGUGCACCUCUCGUUCGCCGACGGGGUCGACGAGAUGCGGGUCAUGUUCGUCUGCGGCGACGGCGGGAGGAGGGUGGUGAGGUACGGGCCGGCGAAGGAGGAGGGGGAGGGCUGGAAGGAGGUGGCCGCGGAGGUGAGGACGUACGAGCAGAAGCACAUGUGCGACUCGCCGGCGAACUCCUCCGUCGGGUGGAGGGAUCCAGGGUUCGUCUUCGAUGGACUCAUGAAGGGAUUGGAGCCCGGGAGGAGGUACUUCUACAAGGUUGGUAGCAACUCUUCAGGAUGGAGCGAUACGUACAGCUUCAUUUCACGUGACAACGAAGCCAAUGAAACUAUUGCAUUUCUCUUUGGUGACAUGGGCACUUAUAUACCAUAUAACACCUAUGUCCGCACGCAAGAUGAAAGCUUGUCGACUGUAAAGUGGAUACUUCGUGAUAUUCAAGCCCUUGGAGAUAAGCCUGCAUUUAUUUCACACAUUGGGGACAUCAGCUAUGCUAGAGGUUAUGCUUGGGUAUGGGAUCACUUCUUCAACCAGAUUGAGCCUAUUGCUGCCAAUACCCCAUACCAUGUCUGCAUAGGAAAUCAUGAAUAUGAUUGGCCAUUGCAACCUUGGAAACCUUGGUGGGCAACUGGUAUAUAUGGAACAGAUGGUGGAGGUGAAUGUGGCAUACCUUACAGCGUAAAGUUCAGAAUGCCUGGCAAUUCUUUUGUGCCUACUGGCAAUGGAGCUCCCGACACCCGAAAUCUUUACUACUCCUUCGAUUCAGGGGUUGUGCAUUUUGUUUACAUGUCAACUGAGACUAAUUUUGUUCAGGGCAGUGACCAAUACAACUUCAUAAAAGCUGACCUAGAGAAGGUCAACCGAAGUAGAACUCCUUUCAUUGUGUUUCAGGGCCACCGGCCAAUGUAUACAUCAAGCAAUGAAGCUAGGGAUUUUGCUCAUAGACAGCAGAUGCUCCAGAACCUGGAACCACUCUUGGUAACAUACAAAGUGACCCUUGCACUCUGGGGACAUGUCCACAGGUACGAGAGGUUCUGCCCCAUGAAAAACUUCCAAUGUGUCAACAUGUCAUCAAGCUUCGUAUACCCUGGUGCCCCUGUUCAUCUUGUGAUCGGGAUGGGUGGUCAAGAUUAUCAACCAUUCUGGCAGCCAAGGAAGGAUCACCCUGAUGUACCUGUCUAUCCGCAGCCUGAGAGGUCUAUGUACCGUGGUGGGGAGUUUGGAUACACAAAACUUGUAGCUACAAAGGAGAAGUUGACACUAACGUACAUCGGCAACCAUGAUGGGCAAGUCCAUGAUAUGGUGGAGAUAUUCUCUGGGCAAGUAUCUAAUAACAAUGGUGUUCCUGAGGUGAUCGAUGAUACAAAGCUCAGCACAGGGGUCAGCACCAAACUGAAAAUCCCUCUGUUCUCCUUGGAAAUUGUAGGCAGCGUGAUGUUUGCACUGGUUCUGGGUUUCUCUCUUGGAUUUCUGAUCAGAAGGAAGAAAGAAGCUGCACAGUGGACCCCAGUGAAGAACGAGGAGACCUAAAAUCACACACUGUAUCUAAUGCAAAUGCAAAUGGUUUUUGAUCAACAACCUGUUUAUAGGAUCGUGCCCCAUUUCUUGGGGCUCUACAGUGUUGUACUAUAGUGCAUAGAGUAUUGUAACAUGUGCUGUGUCAAUCGUGGGCAUUGUAGAGUUUGAUCAGCAUAUCUGUUGCCGUGAUUCUACGAUACAUAAAGGUUUCAAUAAGUGACAUUACGUUCACAUCAAUUGGUUGGUAUGAGUGGUUAACCUGUUCCAUAACGUAAUGCACGAUUCAUUGUUUCAUCUG